ACGUUCGCAGCGAUUAUCGAUCGCGGAUAAAAAUAGUUCCGUAUAAACACUUGUAGCUUUUGCCGUGUAGACACGAUUCGCUGACCAAACAACGCGGAUCAAACAAAAUUAUCAUAACAACGUUUCGCCAGACGCGCGUUCAUUUAGUUUAGUCUCAGAGACAGGACGUGGUCAGCACGGCGUCCGACUUGCUUGUUUGCUUUUUAAAUUACUUUUAACAUGAUUAAAUUAGUUGUUCUGUUAUGUGCGUUUGGAAAUUGCGGUAAAGUUUUCGGUCUCGAAACGACAACGUACGAGCUUUUAAUGCCUAAUGUCUAUCCACACAGGGAUGAGCUAUACCUCUGCACUCCCAUCCGGAUCUUCCCAGACAGAAGCUAUUCCAUAGUGGGAUUUGAACCAAACGCGAGUAUGCACACAGCCCAUCACAUGCUGCUGUAUGGAUGCUCAGAACCAGGCUCGAACGAUAGUGUUUGGAGUUGUGGUGAGAUGUCAAGCAAUGAAAUUGACGCUCAGUACAACACUGCAAGCCCGUGCCGCUCAGGAUCUCAGAUCGUGUACGCAUGGGCUCGAGACGCUCCUAGCUUGACGCUCCCCGAGGGAGUCGGUUUCCUAAUCGGGAAGAACUCGCCCAUCAAGUACUUGGUGCUUCAAGUGCAUUACAUGUCGAUGUUCCCAGAAGGCAAAACGGAUAACUCGGGUGUCCUUCUGAAGUAUACACAAGAACAGAUGCCCCGCCAAGCCGGCGUAUUCCUGCUCGGCACCAGCGGAGCCAUUCCUCCUAAGAAGGUGGAACAUAUGGAGACGGCCUGCACUAUGACGGAGGACAAAGUCAUCCAUCCUUUCGCGUUCCGAACUCAUACUCAUUCUCUCGGAAAAGUGGUAACCGGCUACGUGGUCCGUAAAAACGAGCAGGGCGACGAAUGGAACCUGAUAGGCGAGAAGAACCCCCAGCUGCCCCAGAUGUUCUACCCCAUACAAGACCCCUCGCCCAUUAGUAAGGGAGACAUCAUUGCUGCUAAGUGUGUGAUGAAUAAUACUCACGAACACACUGUUAGGAUUGGCGCCACGAACAAGGACGAGAUGUGCAACUUCUACCUAAUGUACUGGGUGGAGCGCGACACCCCCCUGGACCAGAAGUACUGCUUCUCGGCCGGCCCCCCCUACUACUACUGGUCGCGCGCGCCGCAGAACUUCAACCGCAUACCUGUCCAAGACAACUCCAAGUACACGUAAAUUGGUUGAGUGUGUCUCUCUCACAUUUUGCUACCAAGGAAUGCGAGCGAGCAGAUUUAAGGACAAACUUCAACAUAAUUUUCGCAGCGUGUACGGGGUCGUCCAUUCAUCACACAAAAUUACGAUUUUUAGACCCCUUCCCAUUUUCAUAGGAAAAAGAUGUCGUUAAUACGUACUGUCACACUUGGCAUGACAGAUUGAUCACAAUUUCGUGAAUUUACCGGUACUCGACCCACGUUCUAGGUAGCAUAAUGUGAAAAAGACUUUAAUCUUAACACUGCCGAUUCCGGUAAUAAAAAUUACUAAAGGCCUAUGUCGCGUUCAUGUCGUUGCAAAGUCUAAUUUGAAUACCUAUUUAAACACGACAAGCAUAAAAAGAAAGUGGCUUAAAAUUAUUUUCGUUGUCUUGUUUCUGACCACUCUGUCACGCUUGUAUUUCCGUCUUCUAUCAAAUAAAUGAAAAACUCGAUUGCUAUCGCAUGUGUGCUAGCUGUAGAUUAUAUUUUAAAUGAGAAAAAUUAAGAACUAAAUUUCACCUGAUACAAAAACUCCACUCCGUCACAUUUUUUGGGGACAAAAAACAAGACAACGAAAACAAUUUUGACCCAAGUACGAAUCGGCCGACGACAUGAUAGAAUCAAUCUAGAUGGUUAUUUAUGUUGCUCUUAAACUAAAUACAGCCUGGUGACGUGUGACAGGCAGACGGACAGACGGACGGACAGCGGAGUCUUAGUAAUAGGGUCCCGUUUUUACCCUAAAAAGCAUUAAAUGCAUUUGAAAAUUAAAUUAGCUAUGUGCUAAAUAUGAACACUCAUGGCGACUCAUCGUUCACUGAAGCCUUCAUCUCGCGUAGCCAUAGCUGGUUGAUGUGUGAGUCUAAAUCUUGAUCUAUUCAGUGCAGGAACGAUCAUGACGCUGAAUGGAUUGAUUAGUUACAAGUUGUUAUAUCCUCUCACGGUCCUACCUCCUAUAUUACCUACUUAUUAAGUUCGGUGAAAUUUUGCAUUUGUUUUGUUUCAUUCAAUUUUAAAACAAAACAAAAACUACUCUAUUUCCUACAUAAUAGGUUCAAAUUUCACUGGCCAAUUUUGGUCUUUUGAUCUUGUAUGGCUGGGCCUUAGGAGGAUGUGAUAUGUUAUUCUAUCAUUUGGAGGUCGCGUACUUACUUACAAAGUAGGUUUCAGUUUCUAUUUUUAUUUUUAACUAUAGCGAAAAAAUAUAAAAAUCUUACAUAGCAAAAAUGAGGAACAUCACUGUUCUUGAAACUGUCUUACAAAUAUCGUGUCAGUGUUUAGAAAAAGAUGUUGGUUGGCAUCCUUUUCAGCCACUGACAUAAUAAAUAGUGUCAUACCUAUUUUCUUUUGACGGAAAAGUAGGGAAAGAAAAUAAGAAAUGUUACUUGUUGUAUUCAGUUCGUACCUUUUUCGUAUACAAUUUUGUUGAAUUAGACCUAGGUACGCGCCUUUUCACUUAGUGGUGUAGAAUUUUAUAUUAAAUAAAAACCUCUCGUUAGUACUAGGUACAUACGUCUCAAAUAAUGUGCCGUCCCGAAUCUUGUAGUAACAUAAAACUGGCAAAAACAACUUUGCCUUUAACCUCUAGCCCACAAAUCAAGCUAAGACAAAUGCAAUUUUGAUUUUUUCAAUAAAGAUUCAUAAUACAAUGGAAUGAAAGGCCAGGCUUAUGGACGGCUAUAGGUUAUGUACUAAAAUUUCCCCCAUUAGUAGAAACACUGCCUGAAUGGUAAACUAUAUAAUAUACGUCUCCUUCUUUUAAACAAAUGUAUGAUAUUGUAGUUGUUAUGAGAACCUACCUCUUUAUGAAAAGUCUUCUACACGGGGUAACACUAGGUAUUGAUAGACCUACAGUCAACCGCAGAAAUGCUAAGCCGGUCUGGUGUUCAAAUGAUCUAAAUAAUACACCUUUGUUGUAAAGAACAAGAACGUGCGUACACACAUCAUUAUAAACACUUGUUCCUCUUAGCCACAUGUGAUUCUGACUCUAAUUUUGCUAUUUUGUCGUGAUAUUCCAAAUGUAUUUGUAAAUUAUUUCAAAUUGACAUAUUAUUUAAUUUAUGCAUUCCAAUUGCGAAGACUAAGAAAGAAAAACAAACAUUCCUUUGUUUAAAUAUAUAUAAUUGUAUUUAAAAAUCUGAAAAAAAGAUCUGAAAAAAAAAACAAAGAUAUUGUAGCAUUAUCAACUUCUUCAGUAUUUACUAACAUGUUACUUAUAUCUACUUCUAGUCAUUUAAUAAGAAAGACUUUAAAAAAUCAUAUUAAAAAUGUACUAAAAUUACUACAGCAUAUUAUUUAGCUGUUCUCAGUUUUUAAACAAACGCACAAUUUGUGGAUUUGGAUCCAAAAUAUCAAAAAAAUAUAUGAACGGCUAUAAAUAAGGCGAAUAACUCUUAUUCAUACAAAUAAUACUGAUCUAUUUAUUAUUUAAUGAUGAUCUGAAGUGCAAACAAUUGAUCUGUUAUUUACAAAAACUGUAAGAGCAUAAUAAUUAUUGUACUAUUUUAGUCGUGUUUGUAAAAAAUAUAGUUAGGCACUGGUUUAAUCCUACAACUUCGCUUAAAAAUUAUAUAAGAAAGUCAUCAUAAUUUGAGGAAAAUGGUAUAUAAAUAUGUUGAUAUUUAUUAUUGUAUUCGAGUUUCAUUAAUGUUUUUUCCUUGGCGAUGACUUCUAAUUUCAGCGAAGGAUUAGGAUAAAGUAGUAUUUUAAUGGUGUUAAAGUCAGACCAAGAGAACUCGCAGCUAUUUUGAUAGCACACGCUGUGCAAAUGCUGUUUUAAACGUCAAAUUUCUAUGAAUACAGUCUAUGCUAUUAAAAUCACUGCAGGGUUAUCUUGGUCUGGCUCUAUUCAUAAACGCGCUACUAGCCUUAAUUAGCUGUUAAUCGUUUGUCUUAGUCUGACCUUUUGACAUAUGUAUUUUGAAGAAAGGGAUAAAACACAAAUUAACUAAUUGAGGCUUGUAAUGUUUUAUGAAUAUGAAUGUAUAAAUAUGACCAACAACAUAUUUUUAUGUUAUAGAUAACUAUUAAAUCAUGAAAUAAAAUUUCUCAGUGUUUUGUCGUAAAUGAAUAAUUUAAUUUGGUAACAACAAUAAAAAAUAAAUAUUAUAUGCUAAUGUAAUGGCACAGAAUAAAUAAUAGUACUAGGUACAGAAAAUUAACUCUCUAACAAAACGCGUCUAUUACGACAAAUAUGGCCGCUAGGUGGCGCAAGCGCGAACAGGUCUCCGUUCCGUAGCGGUGCGCAGCAACUACUAUGGCUAGACACCAAAAUUGGUGUGGGCCGCAUGUACUUUUAGCGACGCGACAAAAUCGCGGAGUGAGCCACUCCGCGUUAGUAUGUCUCACAACAGUUUAAAUUCGAUUAAUUUAUUAGUUUAGAGCAGCGUCACUUUUUUGGUGACGGAACCCUUUUGGAAAGCGAAAUAUUUGAUGAAGCCCAAAAAAAAAGAGUGUAGAAACAGCUCUUCUAUACAACUGGGCUGUUUUUUUUCUUAUUAAGUAUUUUAAGUAUUCGCGCUUCCCACAGAAGCUUUACGGAGCCCUAGGGCUCCGCGCAACACGCUUUGAGAAUGGCUGGUUUAGAGUGACAAGAAAAACUAUUUAACCUAUGCCUAUGAUUGAGAAAUUUUAUUUCCCUAAAUUAUAUCUUUAACGGACGACUUUGGCUUGCGAUCUGGACUUUGAAAAUGUAUGUAAAAAUUAUGUAUAUCCCUAAGUAUAAUAAACUUAACGCUUAUUCAGAGACUUUUGAACUUUAUAUGUAUUUCUAUAAUAAUAGAUUUUUCAGAAGUGUCUGAAUGAUUCGCUUGAAAUUUGGGUUGUAUAUUGGUUUUGAUAGGGCCUCACAGUGUGACUGGACGAUAUUCGGGAUUCACAGACAAUCUUUCCCGACUGUCUGUGAUGAUCUUUAUGUCUUUUUGCAGCUUGAAAAGCGUUUAAUGAAGGAUAUUGUCAAAAUUUAAUGAAUAACCAUGUCACGCUAUUAUUAAAUAUUGUUAAAUAGAACUAAUAGAGCCCCAUGCACCUGUGGCAAAGGCCUGGGAAAAGUAUUAUUACGUUAUAAUUUGUCGUUAUUAGACAGUAAGUGAACAUUCCUAUACAAAAGUGAGCACGUAAAUUUAUUCCAAAAUGAACCUUGAAUUUAUACGUAAAAAAAUGCGCAUAAAGACAGCGCAUUAGACCUAGAAUAUUAUACAACAAGACUUGAUGUAGCUAUCUGAUUUUCAGUAAUGACAACAGCAAAAUAAGUAUUUUACAUUUAUUUAAUUCACAAAAUGAAUACUUAUACAAUUUCACAAAAUAAAGCCUGAAUCAAUCAAUUACAUGAACUGGAUAGUCAAUUUCUAUGACAUCAUUUACGGUUUCUAUUAUUACGUUAACUAUUAUACAUUAAAAUAUCUAUAAGAAAUGUAUAGUAAAAUGCUAGAGUAAGUAAAUCAUAUUUAUGCGAUAACUACUAGAGUAUAUGUGACGUUUUCAACUAAAAGGUACCACAUUGUCGGUUGUCGAUAAGGUUGAUCUCUAAUUGAAGUUAUAUGGAAAUCGCGCCUUACUGACAAGCGACAAUAAGUACCCUUUUGGUUGAAAAUGACACAUUAUUAUGUAUAUAUCAUUUAAUUUACAAUGUAUUUUAUUCCAUGGAUGUUAAACUAGUAUAACAUAUGUUAGCUUUAAAAUUAAUGUUUUAAUCAUAUCGAUGUGCUAAGCUGAAAGCAAAACUUGUUAUAAUAAUUAGUACGUCAUAAUAAGUGAGUGGCAAAUAUGGGAAACCCAUGAAAAAAUAUAAAAAAAUGUUAUAUUUUCUCUAAAGCUAUAUUUUAUACCUUCUAAUAUCACUUACUGUAUAUGAUUUACUGGAAACUUAGAAUGAUUGGGUAACAUUAUACUACAGGUAUGCGUUGCUAAAAAAGUUUCUUAAAGUUGGAAAAGUACUAGGAGAUUUCAGGAAAAUUUUACAGGAAAAAGAGGAAAUUUUAUUACAGAAAUGGAAAAUUUCGAUUCGCAUACAAAAAUAUGAGGUUUCCGAAUUUUUUUUAUGUGGAAAUUUCGCAAUUUAGGAAACUUUCAGACGGUAUCUCAGAGGGCCUAGCCAAUAUGCCAAUCAAAGCUCUCUGUCGCACUUAUAUGGAAGAGUGAUAGAGAGACAUUACCGUUUCGUUCGCUAUGGCGCAAACGAUUGGGAUCUUAGGUGCCAAAAUAUCAAAGACACUAGACACUUUUUAUUUACAAAAACUUUUGAAGUCCGUUCAUUGUUACCCAAACAUACAGAGUUACCAGUAAUUAAUAAAUUUUACAAAAUUUAGUUUCAAAACCUAACAUUCCUAUUUACUACAAAUCUCAUAUUGUAUUGAAACGGGGAAGUGCAAAAUAAAUAUACUAUAUCUAUAUUUU
Cydia strobilella is the source of this 6641-nucleotide messenger RNA. It is a transcript of the gene Phm, whose product is annotated as peptidylglycine alpha-hydroxylating monooxygenase. The record is from RefSeq and is a predicted model, not a curated record. The coding region runs from base 220 to 1233 and encodes 337 amino acids. Gene Ontology annotation, molecular function: copper ion binding; oxidoreductase activity, acting on paired donors, with incorporation or reduction of molecular oxygen, reduced ascorbate as one donor, and incorporation of one atom of oxygen. Gene Ontology annotation, cellular component: membrane; extracellular region. Gene Ontology annotation, biological process: peptide metabolic process. NCBI's taxonomy places the organism in Eukaryota, Metazoa, Arthropoda, Insecta, Lepidoptera, Tortricidae. The transcript has 9 exons.